GGCGUCAUCAACCUGUUCAAAAUGGCGAGAAUGUUGAGCAGGGAAAUAACAUUUUUAGGUAGACAGUUAGAGGAUCCGCAAAUAUUAGGAGAUUAUUAUCAGCAUCGUGCAGUCCUUACAAAGGUUUUCAACUUAUCGAGCCAAAGUGAAGAUUUGACUGAUUUGCUUCCUAGCAUGGUAAAACUGACAGCACACCCAGAUCUGUGUGUGAAGAAGGCAUGUGGAGAAAUUUUGGCGCAGCACAGCUCAAAAAACAGUGAAAUGGUGCUUUUGGCCAUCAACACACUGGUGCAGGACUGUGCAGAUGGCAACCCUAUGGUGCGAGGCCUGGCCUUGAAGACACUGUCAUCCCUUCAGCAAGAUUCGGUCAUCGAGCACCUGGAACCUGCAGUUAAGGCAGGCCUGUUGGACAAAAGUGCUUAUGUCCGCCGAGCAGCUGUCCUGGCAUGCAUAAAACUUCAUCAGCUGUCUGCCUCUGCUGUGCAAGAUGGAGGUUUUGUCCAUACUUUAUAUGAUAUGAUUCGAGACUCAGAUCCUAUUGUGGUUGUCAACUGCAUUUGUGCACUGGAUGAAAUUCUGAUGGAUGAAGGUGGGGUGGUCAUUAACCAGAAGAUUACCCACUACAUACUUAGCAAAUUGCAGAUGUUUCCAACAUGGAUGCAGAUCAAGAUUCUGGAGAUAUUGAAAAAGUACAAGCCAGAGUCAGAAGAUGAGCUGUUUGAUAUGAUGAAUGUCAUGGACUUUUGCCUUGAACACAAUAGCCCUACUGUGAUGGUAGUGUGUCUCCAGCUUUUCCUUCAUUUCCUUGAAGAUAUGCCUCAUCUUCAGUCUGAGGUCUUCAAGCGUGCUUGUUCCUCCAUCGUUGGUCAUCUGGGCUCUGGUAACACAGAGUUAAUGUACACUCUUGUUGAACUGGUAUCUGCAGCUCCAGAUUCUGUCCACCAUUUCUGUGAUAGCUUUCAGUCAUUUUUUUGUCGUAACAAAGAGCCCGUCUACCUUAAAACCGCAAAAAUCCGUCUUUUGCCACAACUAGUAACUGAAGACAAUGGCCAUGCCAUCAUGGAUGAGUUAGCACUCUAUUGUGUUGAUGCAUCAUCAGAUGUCUCAUUAGAAGCCAUGCUUGCCCUUGGAAGAAUACUUCACACAAAAAAUGUUUUUUCACAAGACUGUCAAACUAAAUUCAUUAGUCUAGUACAGAGUUCCACCCCUCAUGUCUUUUCUAAUUCUGUCAAGGUGCUACAGGAUCUGGAUAUCAAAGACAAAUCAUUUUGGGAGUCAUUAAUCCUAAACAUCUGCCAACACAGUCACCUUAUAUCCAGUGAUGCCAGCAAAGCAGCUCUGUUGUUUUUAGUUGGAGAGCAUGGUAAGAACUUGUCAGAGGCUGUCCUGCUGCUUCGUGAUCAUGUGGAGAAUUUUGAUGAAAUUAAAGACAGAGAUGUGAAGAUUGAACUAUUGUCUGCAACUGUGAAAAUGUUUCUGAACCAUCCUGCUGAGUGUCAAAGUUUUCUUGGACAGCUUUUUGAGAGAGCCACCAUUGACAAGGAUAGAGAGGUGCAGUAUCGUGCAGUAUUUCUCUAUCAAAUGCUAAAAACCAGUAUUACAACUGCAAAAUCUGUUCUGUUUUCUCCAUAGCCUCAAACUGCAACUCACAGUUUUAAAUUAUUCAAUAGAUGUUCUUGAAAGGUUUAUAUUCAGUCUAUAUUGAUUCAGGUGUCUGGUUCAUUGCAAUAGAAGAUAAAGGUAAGGUAAAUCAUAUUGGUCUCUAAGAAACUUAGUUAACUAGUAAUUAAAAAAACGAAUUACUAUUACUGUUAAUACAGUCAAAUCUCGCUACUAUGCCACCCGCCGGGACCGAGCAAAAGUGGCAUAGUAGUGAGGGUUCGUAAAAACGGCUUUAUUUGCUGAAGUUACCCGUCAGUCCAAAGCUCACAAGAAUCGUCGGCUGGCGCAUGUUCUUUCGGUGGAUCUUGUACAUCUCGUUGUCUAGUAAAUCGCACGCUUGCAUCACACCGUGCUUCCCACUUCUCUGUUGUAAGAACUUCCGGAUGGUGCUCCAAGUGCGCUGGGCUUCCUCGAUCGGAACAAUUUCCUCCUCGAUCUCGUCCUCUUCGCUUUCCAUCGGCUCCUCACUGCACAGUAUCUCCUCCGCAAUCUCCUCCAUCGUGAAAGACCCGCCAGUUGUGAGGCACUCGUCUGCUUUGAGAAAGUCAGACAGCUUGAUCUCCUCGUUCUCGUGCACCUUUUCCUCUGCAGGUGGCAUAGUAGCGAGAGUAGGUGGUGGCAUAGUAAAUUUAUUUUGCAUUGAAUUUAUAGUCCGGACCGAGCAAAAGUGGUAUAAUACCGAGAGUGGCAUAGUAGCGAGGUGGCAUAGUAGCAAGAUUUGACUGUAAUUAAAAUCAUAUUAUGACAUUAUGAGCAUAUUUUAUGGUCAAAUAUAGCAUUACACAGUAGACUUGAUCAGAAACACUUAAACUUUCAAGCACACUGAAUGCAAUUGUUCUACAUUAAUUAGUAAAUAUGUACUAAUGUACAUAUUGAAAGCCUGUUUUAUAUAUGUAUUACACAAUGAAAUGCUUUAUAGAAGAAGCAUGCAAUUUAUAUGAUAGUUCCAUCAAAGCUAGUGUCGAUAUUCCAAAAAAUAAGAAAAAUAAUGAAAAGUGGCACCAAAUGGAUUCGGUGUUCACACAAAGUUUCCACCAUUUAGAUUAUCCUUUUGUCUUGCACCAUUUGUCACAGAUCAGAUGGUUAAUUACAUUCUUUACCAGAUAUUCAUGGACUUAAAGUUGCUUCCACAAUUAUGAUAUCGUGGUUAUGGCAAUGCUAUAUGGACUGAACAUUUGGUUUUUUAUGCAAGUGUAACUGCAGGUGUUGUGUCACUUGGAAAUGCUAAAUCAAGGGUUUUUUGGUGUCUUAUAAUCAUAGGCUGAUGUCUUCUGGAGUGUAGUCGAUAAUACCAAAGGAUUCCUUUAGGGUUAAAAGGUGUAUCUACUUGACUCUGGCUAACAGAAAAGUUUCAAUAUUUUCUUUCAUUCUAACGCAUGUGUUUCACAGAAAAUUGAUGCUGCAUUCUUUGAGGUGGCUUGUUCUGUGACCAGGUUGGCAUGCACAUCCACUAGAAUAAUCCCAUUGGCAUUGGAAAUGCAAUUUUGUGGCUUUUCAGUUUUACUUUCUUCUAUUUCUGGUAGGUCCACAUUGAUACUAAGAGACUGAGGCAGCCUCAUUGCAUCUUCCAUAGAGGAAUUUAAAUGGCAAGAAACCAUUGCUUUCAUUCACUGUCUCUCGGCAGGCAGACAGGAUUAGUGAGAGAUAUUUAUGUCAUUCUUGUGGAUGCCUAGACAUUACCUUCUUUAUCAUGGGUUUUAAUAACGCUUCUGGGUAUCAAGUGACAAGAACUAGUGUGGUCAAGAUGUGGGUGUGUUUUGGAGUAGGCUACCAUACCAAAUUGGGUCCUAUCACCACAAAAACCUAGUUUAUUUGUCAGAAAUACAUGUGGACUGAUCCAUGAAGAAUCUAAGCACACACAGAUUAAUGUUGCAUAUGCUCAAAAAGAUAAAGUGAGUUUGGAAAAAUUCUGAAUGUUGUAUUAUCAAUAGAAAUCAAGGCUGUAAACACUGCUUGGUUCGCAGUUAUAGUUCACAAGGAAAUAAAUGCACUUAAGAUGUCACAAAACAUAAUGUAGAAUGUCUGAAAUAUAUACAGAAAGAUACUAACAAUACAUGGUUAGGUUUCCUCUAUAAAGCUCCCAUUGUCAUGUACAUAGUAUUUUUGGUAUGGUACAGCUUUGCUUAUACAGUCGGACCUCGGUAAGUCGACCUUCCCUAAGUCGAAAACCUCCCUAUAUCGAAUUAAUUGUUAGUUCCUGGCCAAAUACCUGCGCCUAUUAUGCCAUUUUCCCUAACUCGAAAACUCCGUAAGUCAAAUUUUUUUCGGGUCCCUUUGAGUUCGACUUAUCGAGGUCCGACUGUAAUAAUAAGCGGGAAUUCAUAAAGAGCAUUUUCUCACCCAAAGGGGACUGGAUAAAAUCUCAAUAUAGUAACAAAGAUGUAGAACGAAGAACAAUCCAAGGACUCUCUGUGUUGGCAGUAAAGGGCGAUAACUGUAGAUUUAACUGUAACGACUCCAGAGAAUAAGGUUAGUGACAUCAGGAGAAUACUGGCAAGAUAUUUAGUAAUCUUGAGAAUAUGAAGAAAUUUUAUCAUGAAACUGCUAAAGGUGAUCGCUCAGUUUAUUCACUGUAGCUCAAGGUAGCUGCUGAAGUGAAUGAAGCACAGUGGAGUGGAAUCCAGCAAAUAGAUCCAAGCAGUUAUAAUGCUAUAUACAGUCCUGUUGCAAACCAGAAAAGGAAGAAAAUGCAGUUCCAACACUUUUAUCCAAAUUGACGCAAGACCACAAAACAUAACACUUGAACAUUUUAUUUAAUGGCUAUAAGCCUGAGGGCAUUUUUAGCCAUGACAUCCCAGUUAUAAAAAACACAAUGACAAACUCAAGGAGAGCUUGGAGAUUUAUGUCUGCGCCUGUAGCUUUCCUCCUUGCAUAGCAAACAUGACACUGCAUGGCUUUGAUUGGCUCCAAAAAGUGUCAGAUGAAAGUCACUAGCAGUGCUUCCACCAUCUGAGGGUGUUUGUGCGGUGACAUGCAUGCCAUCAUUUGGUCACUGUGGUCCACACACCCCAUUGUGUGUGUUGUAAUCUGCAAUACCCACGGUCGUUUUCUUGCUUUCUGUGUGGACCUAGUCUUCAACAUCUAGGGCUUGUGUAUUGUCAGUGCCACCACUUCUUUCUUGUCUAACCAUUUUACAGCUAUCACUUUGUUCUUUCUCUUGUGUAGGCAGCGUUACCACUGUUUGGUCUCCUGGCUAUCAGGUAUUUUGUAGGCCAACUCUGUUUGGUCUCACAGUCCUAAAAGUCCUGCUGUUGAAUGACAGUGAGCCAGUGCUGGACAACAAUAAUAAUUGUUUGUAUAGAGGCAAUUGCUCACAGACAUGUAUAGUUGCAUGAGUCUGUGUGCAGUAUCAUAAGCCUUGUUAUUGAGCCCAGGUUGAUAGCACAUAACCUCUGAUUGGCUCAGGCAGUCAGACCGUCUUUAACACAGCUAAUACAGCUUCACUCCCCAAUUUACUUGCUUGUCCUUUGUAUAAAUUCCAAAGUUCAGCAACUCAAAUGAACUGCAUGCACCUCGCUCAGAUUUGAAAGAGCCUCUGUAAAUUUCACAGCCAUGAUGUAAAACAAAAAAUCACACGAAUUUUUAAAACUGGUUCUAAAAUGGUAAACAAGAGCCAAACAGGUUCGCUGAACUGCUUGGGAGAGUUCGCCGUGUAGGUCACAAGGCAAACAGGAAAAACAGGGCUGUUUCAGAAAAGUUUCAUGUUUUUGGUUUCUCAUGUGUUGAAUGAUUCACACCUAUGUCAGGUCUUCUGCUUACGCAAAAAAUUGCGUACAGUACGCAUUAAAAGUUCGGAGGACCCCUUCAGUUUUCGUCGAUGGGGUCCCCUUCAAAUUUGGGCAAAGAACAGGGACCCCUUAAAAAUCUGAAGA
Molecule: messenger RNA, 5534 nt
Organism: Pomacea canaliculata
Lineage: Eukaryota; Metazoa; Mollusca; Gastropoda; Architaenioglossa; Ampullariidae
Product: AP-4 complex subunit beta-1-like
Exons: 2
Coding region: 22-1632 (536 amino acids)
Biological process (GO): intracellular protein transport; vesicle-mediated transport
Cellular component (GO): membrane coat
Molecular function (GO): clathrin binding
Source: RefSeq, a predicted model, not a curated record